AUGACCUUGCUGCUCCUCCUCGACCCCAACACCGGAUUUGCGCCUAGACUACGACAAUUGUGUCGCGACCAAAUAACAGAGGCGGAGAAUAGCGCGUCUUCUGAUGUCUCUCAAGAAGAACUCGACGUCUUACGCAUGGAGGCUAAUACGUGGGCCGACUACAGUGCCCGCAAAACUGAACCAGAACCACACGUCCAUCCCCGCACAUUACUUGCCAAAAAUCCUUACACUCCUACGUCAACACUAGCACAAGCAAUCAUGCAUUCGUCAGUGCUCCUCACAGAACUCGUCGUAGCUCUACGCACAGGCUCAGGAAUAAGAGAGGGUCUGGCUGAUGGUAGAUCAUUAGCAGCUGAUGACGCCGGAUUCGAGAAAAGCCUAGCACAAGCGCUCUAUUCAUUCGUUCGUGCUGGCAGAUUGGACGAGGCAGUUGAAUUAUGCAGAAAAGCACAUCAGCCAUGGAGAGCUGCAAGUAUCCGCGGUUCGCUAUUAUUUCAGUGGCGAGCUAUUGGUAACAACGGGACUGACGACGGCAUCGAUGACACCGAGGAUGCCGAAGGGUGGCAGGGAAACCCACGUCGAAAACUAUGGAAAUCAACAUGCGCAAGAGCAGCUCUGAAUCCCAACCUCCCUGAUCCAGAGCGCAUUCUCUAUGCAGCUCUCGCGCCCUGCCCUCAAACAUUCAGUGUCCUCAAGUCCGCAUGUCGAACAUGGGAAGACCACCUAUGGGCACAGAUCAGUAUCCUAUGUGAGGAGAAACAGACCGCAGAGAUGAUUAAACUAGUGUUAGAAAAUAUGCCCUCACCACCAUCUCACGAGGAAGAUGCAGCUGAGGAAGAAGAGUGGGAGAGGGAAGCGACAUCUACGUUGGAAACACUAGGUAGCGUUCACUUCAGUCCCACCGCAGACCAUGCAUUCCAUGUCUCUCAGCUGGCCAUCAUCCUCGAUCGGACAAGUUCACUGCUAGAAACCUUUGCAGCUGGACUCAAGGAUGGAAACUUCGAUCCCGAAUCAUCAGAGUACCCUACGAUGACGCGUUUCUUCGCGCACCUCUGCCUUUACUUGCGUAUGAUUGACAUUCCAGUUCCGCCGCUCGCGACCCAAGUCGUUCUCGAGGCUUACCUACAAGUGUUGGAAGCUGCAGGCCAACGAGAGUUGAUCGCCAUGUAUGCCGGCGCACUAGGAGACAAUGCAGUGGAGCGAUAUGCAAUGUUCUUGACCUCGCUCGAACUGACCUGCGGACAUCAACGAACGGUGGCAGUCGUCACUGCCGAGCGAACAAUCGAUAGAGCCUUCGAGCUUCUACCCCAAAUGAAGGGACCGCUCCCUUCUGUCAUUGCAUUGCAGGCCACUGCUUCUGAUAUCGAGCUCCUACUGCUUCGUUCCAUAGAGUGGACGACAUUUGAGGAUGGAACGUAUGAUACUGCACUGGAACAAGCCACCGUCAUUUUGCGGUACUUCCUAGGGGCUGGGAGGGUUUCACUUGCAAAAAGCCUCGUGGAGAUGCUUCCGCGUGAACUCGCCUCCAUCGACCAACCUGAGGAGCGAGCCACAGAAUACCUUCACUACAGACAAUUCUUCACGAUUUGGGACAGUCUUGACCGGGUCGUUGAGUGCCAGAGUCUAGAAGUGUCGAUAAUGAACCGGGAUACCAGGGCCGCUUGGCUAAGCGACUACAAGGGGCUCAUGGAUCAGGCCUAUGAUGCCGUAGUGAAACUGCUAACUUCGGAUUGGAUGAUGCCAGAUGAGACAGGAGAUCGCCGUUCCCGCGAGCUAACUCGUGUUCGGCAGAUAUACGUCCCCGAGCUUAUACUGCGACUGCAUGUGAUGCUUUACGCCUCUCGAGAGCAUGUCCCAGAGAAUCUGAAGCGCGCAUUGGAGCUUGCCAAUGUUGUUGCGGAUUCGAGGUACAAGCUGUAUGAUGAUUUUCUACAUCUCGAUGGCCGAAGGCUUGGGGAGUACCUCGACGCUGUGCGCCGGGCCACGAUAGCUGGGUUGGAAGGGGGUGGAUCGGAUCCUUUCAAGAUUAUUCUAUCGUAA
Suillus subalutaceus is the source of this 2040-nucleotide messenger RNA. RefSeq names its product nuclear pore protein 84/107. The record is from RefSeq and is a predicted model, not a curated record. Gene Ontology annotation, biological process: protein import into nucleus; regulation of DNA-templated transcription; mRNA export from nucleus. Gene Ontology annotation, cellular component: nuclear pore outer ring; nuclear pore. The transcript has 16 exons. Bases 1 to 2040 code for a protein of 679 amino acids. Lineage: Eukaryota; Fungi; Basidiomycota; Agaricomycetes; Boletales; Suillaceae. Gene Ontology annotation, molecular function: structural constituent of nuclear pore.